AUGGAGCCAUGGCUGUGCUUUGGCUCAUCUCUCUUAGAUACUGAUACUAAGUACACCCUUCUAGGUGCCUUACUAUUUCUACUUCUAUACUUGUGCUACCAUUUGCUGAAACCAUCAGUACCAACAAUUCAUCGUAAGAAACACAUCCUAAAGAGACCAACAAUAUUGUACAGAAAAAGAAGAGGAGAAUUGAGAGGACGGAGACCUCUGAGAAAAGAAGCUGAGGAGGAGCAGAAGCUGCUUUCUGUGGUGUCAAGCCUCCUGGACAAGCAUCCCAACACUACUCGCUUUCGGAAACUGCUGUGUCUAGACCCCCUCUGUCAGGUGUGUAGCAGGACAGCGGCGGAGGCCAGUCACCUGCUAUCUCAAGCAUCUGUGAAAGUCGCUGCCACUUCAGGGUCUCCAUUAGUUUCCAAAACUCCUGUGAAAAAGUCAUCUGCGUUACCGAACACUCCUCUCUCAGAAAACCUAGCAGAAAAUGCAAUUCCAGCUAUAACAUCUGAGCUUUCUCCAACUCUAUCCUCCACAGGCUCUCCAGACCAUGCUCUGCCACUAGAGACUAUGUCUCCUUUGGAAACUAAGUUUGUAGCAGCUCCAUUACCAUUGCAACAACUCGCCUCAAAUCCUCCUCCCCUAGAACAUCAGACUUGGGGAAUAGGACCCGUUCUCCAACAUGAUUCCACUUGUGGAAUGACUGGCAGGCCUUCUGGCUUGUCCACUCAUGACCCACUAACCAGAGAAUUGUCCUGCAGGGAGCUAGAUGUGAUGAGCCCGCUCCCUUGUGAGUUAGUAGAGUGUGAGGCCAAGUGGGAAUCCCUUGCCCUCCAUUCUUCCGAGGCCUCUUCUGAAGGUGUUGCUGCAUCCUACCACAUCGAGCCCGGUAACCUCUCAUUUAUCAGACUCGACGUUCUAGCAUUCUUGGAGACCCAAAUCAAGAAGAGAGGUGGCUUCUUGAUGUGGAAAGAAAGGGAAAGCAAAACUGAUUCUUGUACCCAACAAGAUAAGCUAGGGUGCCAACUGAAUUCUGUAGGGAAAGUGUUAGAGUCUGUUGAUGAGCAGCAGGAAUUGGCAGCUUCCCUUCCAUUUGGGAGCUCCAACGGCAAGCAAGGGGAGCUUCCCAAGUACAUUCAGGCCCCAAGUCCAAAUCCCUAUAAGGACCAUUCUCAGCAAAAGUCUAUCCAACUCUUUUGGGGUCUCCCAUCUCUACACAGUGAGUCCUUGAGCUCUACUGUCCCUGGCUUAGGUGACUAUUCUUUGAAAUUUGUCUUCUUCAAUAUAAUCUCCAACAUCUUCAGAGCCCACAAAUCCCCAGUGAUCCCUGACCCUAAACUUCUGCCAUUGCCUGAAAUCCAGUCUCAAGUCUUGCCUGAGACCUUGCACCAAGAUCUUCUAGGAGCCCAGGCACAGGCCCAGCUUCAAUCUCUAUUCCCCGGCCUGCCAUCUUCCCCUGAACCCCAGGUUAGCGCCUGUGGGGUCUGUUUUCAUGGACUACAGAGUGAGGUACAGCUCCUUACACCAUCUGAAAUUCAUCACCUGGAAUAUAAUAUAUUGCAGAAAAAGCAAGAGAAUGUGUGGGGGUUACCCUCUGUGGUCCAGAGAUCUCAGGAAGACUUUUGUUUUCCAGCUCCAAAACUUCCAUUGGUCAGACAGUAUUCUAAAGCUAAAGUUAUGGUCUCCAUCCUUCCUGGUGAUUUCCCCCUCACCAGUGGCCUGCAGCAAAAACUAGAGCAUCACCUUCGAAAGAGGCUUAUCCAGCAGCACUGGGGCCUGCCCCGCAGGAUCCAGGAGUCUCUGUCUCUGAUGAGUCCUAGGAUAGAAACUCCCCAGAGCUCUGAGUCUAAGAUCAGUGAGGGGCUCUCAUGGAUUUCCUCCUUCAAACAUCAGAAGAGCAAACAUCCAAACUUUGAAUCGAGCCAACUUGAAAGCUCUGAGAAGAGCAUAGAGAUAUCUCUGCUAGAUGAGGAAGUAGGGAAGGAACAGAGACACAGCCCAGAGACUGGACCCAAAGACCAUCUGUCCACUGCCUCAGCAGGGGCUCCACAUCAUAGUUCACAGUCUCAAUCUGAGUCAAAUUCAGAAAGUGUCACCGGGAGUGUGUCAGGGAGUGAUUUGAGUACUUCACUGGUAAUUCUGCAUCAGAAACAAUUCAAGGAUGCUCUGGAAGUACACUGGAACAAGAAAUUCACAGAAAUCAAAGAGUGUCAGGUCCCUGGCACUGUGAAUGGUUUAUGUCAUUCUAACAGCAUGCACUUGCCCUUGUGUGAAAAAUCCCCUAGCCAAAAGAAACAGAGAGAUUUGGCACCAUUGGUAGGGAAGGAGAGCAGUCUGGACACACCCCAUGAUAUUUCUUUCCCUGAUUCCAGCAAGCCAAAUAUUGUGGCUGACAGAAUUAAAUUUUUUCAAAUGAAGACAAUGCAAUGUCUUCCCCAGAAGACCCAGGAAUCCAUAGAAACCACUUAUGCAAAAGAAGGUCCAUCUUGGGUCUGUUCCAACUCUAAACUUUCCUCCCCAUCCACCUCUAUUUCUGGGGUAGAUUCUAAACUUGGGGUAUCUCAGUCUUUUGCACAAAAUUCUGUUGCUAAUAGCCAAAAGAAGAUGGGAACAACAAAUUCAGCCUCACCUGUGAGCAAGAAAGGACAGGGGUUUCAGAGACAAUUACUCUCUGAUACCAACAAUGAAUACAUUGAGAACCUACAUAGAAUGAAGGAUGGCAGAUGGCCAUUUCUGCACCCAACCCAUGGUGUCCCAGGACACCAUGACCAUGUGACACAGUCCACAGCAGACAAUAUGUGCAGUCCAAAUGUGUUCCCAAGGACAGCAAUGGCUGCACCUGAUGCAGACAAUAAGAAACAAAUUUUUAAACAAAGCAUACAAAGGACUGAUGAAAAGAGGAUACAUUCAGAAAAAAAUUCCCUAUAUAAUAACUCUAAGGAGACCUUCAAGACCAAGGAAUUCUGUGAUCUUCCAUCCCAAGCUGGAACAAACAUCACCAACGAGAGCAAAGCCUCCCUAGUGACAACUAUCAAUCAAAGUAAAGCACAAGGUAUCCUGACCACUAAAAAGACCCCAAUGGAUACAUUGGUUCACCAAGGUCCUGAGUUAUCAGACUUAAAAAAUGGACUUUUCAAUGAGUUGAAACUGAAACUGGAGAGCAGAAAGACAGGGAAGGCCCAGGGUCUUCAGGAUGACCUGCCUCUGGAGUCAGAUAACUCGAAAAACGUGACUUUACUUACUUUAAACUCUAGUGUCACCAGUGUGGACAUAGCAGCUUCCCAUGAGCUGCAUGCACAACUGGACAAGACAAUGAUCAGCGGGGAGCAGGGACAGAAACCUUGCACCACUAGUGACCUCCACAAGGGCCAAGACAAAAAUUCUCCACAAAGUAACAAUGGCAUGAGCCCUCCAACACUAAAAUCAGGCAAGUUUGGUGGAGGAGAUACAAGGCUGGGGACAUCACAACUCAGAAAGAGGAGUCGCCACCCUCAAAAUAAAACAUCAAAGGAGAUGUCUGGGAGGACAUCCCAUGUUCUGUUACAGAAGGGUCAGUCUCCUCCUGAAAAUCACUUCAGAAACCACAUGAAACAGUUUUUUCAGUGGUUUAGUACAGGUAAAAAUGGCAAAAGACAAGAAAGCUCUCUGGGAAAGGGCAAUUCUCCAUCAUCAUCUGCUCAGGCCAGAAGCCUAGGUAAAGGGAAAGCUACUUUUUCUGGGAACACUGAAAAUCAGAAAGUCACCAGAGACACUGGGAAAGUCCCAGUGGCGAAACAAGGGCAGGGGCAUGGAGUAGGUGUCACAUGUCCCCAGGAACCCCUUCUAUCUCCUAUGAAGUCUGGGAAAACUCAGCUGAAGGCAGAACUGGAGACCCAGACAAAUUGUAGGCAGGGCAAGCACCCCAACAAAGCUUCCUGCUCUAAAGUGACAUGUGUCAAGUCUCACACACAAGAAGCUGCUAGUCCUAGACAGAGUUACCUUGAGAAGGACAGGCAGGGCACAGGCUGGCACAAAGAGCCAACAAAGAGUGUGCUAACUCCUGAGCGAAGGCAUCUCACAGCCAUGGAGUACAGGGAACCAGGGCUCCACAGCAGACCCACCUGCAGACAGCAAGUGCCUCAAGUGCCUCUGGCUACCCCUACCAUUCCUAACGGCAGUGUGUUGGGAGUGGUUCCCUAUUGA
This is a messenger RNA of Dipodomys ordii (Ord's kangaroo rat), 4173 nucleotides long. RefSeq names its product spermatogenesis-associated protein 31D1-like. NCBI's taxonomy places the organism in Eukaryota, Metazoa, Chordata, Mammalia, Rodentia, Heteromyidae. Bases 1 to 4173 code for a protein of 1390 amino acids. The transcript is spliced from 4 exons. The record is from RefSeq and is a predicted model, not a curated record.